Molecule: messenger RNA, 1107 nt
Organism: Talaromyces marneffei
Lineage: Eukaryota; Fungi; Ascomycota; Eurotiomycetes; Eurotiales; Trichocomaceae
Exons: 1
Coding region: 1-1107 (368 amino acids)
Molecular function (GO): protein binding
Source: RefSeq, a predicted model, not a curated record
AUGUCUCUCAAUCAGUGUUCCCUCGAGAAGCACUUCACUUACUUUUCACGUCGACCAAAUGGCAUACUCAUGACCCGAUUUGCAGAAUUUGAAUGUAAACCUGCCAAACCUUCGGCAAUUCAACGCUCUGCCGAUACCUCAUCAGCAACCCUCUUAGACCGUCUACCACUCGAGCUUUUACACUUGAUCUGCGCAUCAUUAGACUUCCAGUCGCUCUCCAGACUUUCACGUACCUCACUUCAAAUCAAGACCAUCGUAGAGUUACUUCCAGCUUACCGAGAUCUGAUGAAAUAUGCGCCGCGUACUCUCAGCGCUUUGGGCAAGACAAAGCUUAUCAGUUUGCAUUCGUCCGGUGAGCUUCAUGCAGCCUUACGCUCUGCAGACUGUGUCUCGUGCGCAGAAUUUGGCACUUACUUAUUUUUACCAACAUGCGAGCGGGUCUGCUACGGGUGUUUGAGAAGAAAUCAAUCCUUUUGGAUGAUCGCAGAGGCCACAGCCAAGAAGUGCUUCAAGAUCCCACAGCGACAGCUUAAAACCAUAUCAUUCACGCAAUAUGUACCCCGACAUUAUCAGAAUGCGCGGCAUGGCGUAUUUGGUCAAGAGCAACGUCUUUACGCUGUGAAGAGUGUAAAACGACUAGCCAUCUUGAUCCAUGGAACAAACAGGAAAGUUACAGGUCUUCUUCCGACCAGACCACCUCCACACCUUGCAAACAAGCCACUGAGAGAAUAUUAUGAAUUCAAAUGGCUAUUAAAUGCGCCAAUGGAGCCAUUCCAGUCUGAUCCUUUGACAAUACCACCAGAUGGUCCUAUACCCAGGAACGAAUGGUUCGAUACAGCGUCGAUAUACUUUCCACAUUUAGCUUCAGAAAACCUCCUCGAAAGUGGGCUUUGGUGUCGUGGAUGCGAUCAUUUGAGCAGAAAUUUGUAUCUUGUGGGCCCUGGCACACUGUCGAAACUAGUUCCUCGCAAUAUUAAGGAACAGGAAUUCUUCAAUGGAUGGAAGGAUCGUGCCAGGACAAAGGAUAAUUUCUUAAAGCAUAUUCAGACUUGCGUCGGAGUACAAAUGCUUAUUACUGAACCAGCUGACACCAGCCGUUUCCGUUGA